Molecule: messenger RNA, 2129 nt
Organism: Hydra vulgaris (swiftwater hydra)
Lineage: Eukaryota; Metazoa; Cnidaria; Hydrozoa; Anthoathecata; Hydridae
Product: ADP-ribosylation factor-like protein 13B
Molecular function (GO): GTP binding; GTPase activity
Source: RefSeq, a predicted model, not a curated record
UUUUUUGACCAUUUCAUUAAAGUAAAUAUUUUAAUGCACUGCAAAAUUUGAGUUAAUUAUGAGCAUACACAAAUGUUUAAAUUAAUGGCAAACUGCUUUGCAUGGAUCAAAACAUGGAACAGUUCGCCAAGAGAUGUUAAGCUAAUGAUGAUUGGUCUAGAUGAUGCAGGAAAAACAACAAUGCUUGCAAGUCUACAAGGAGAACCACCCGAUGGAAUAACUCCUACAGUUGGUUUUGCUAAUGCUAAUUUAAACAUUAGCAGGUGGAAUAUUACUUUGUUUGAUCUUGGAGGUGGAAAUGGUGUGCGAUCAGUUUGGGAAAAAUACUAUGCAGAGAUUUAUGGUAUAAUAUUUGUUGUUGAUUCUGUAAAUGAAAGUCGCAUUGAUGAGUCAAGUGAUGUGUUAGAGAAAAUUUGUAAUGAUUCAAAAGUGGAUGGCAAACCUAUUUUAAUAUUAGGGAAUAAGCAAGACAAAGAAGGUGCAUUAGGGAAAGAAAAGAUUAUUGAAAGACUUCAUUUAAAUGAACUUUCUAAAGCACAUGACUUUAAGUUUAAUGUAUUUUUAUGUUCUGCUACUAAAGGUUAUGGUAAAAAUACAGAUCAAAGUAUAAAUUUAGGACUUAAUUGGUUGCUAGAAUGUAUAAAAAAUGACCACCAAAAAAUUCAUCAAAAAGUAGAAAAAGAAUCCGCUAUACAGAGAGAAAUAGAAACAAAAGAGAAAAUGGAACGAAUGGAAAGAAUCAAAAAACUAAGAGAGGAAAGGGAAAAAGCUGCAUUGGAAGCAGGUAUUGACAUUGAUGCAGAAGAUUCUGAAGAUGAUGUAGUUUCUGGAAAUCCAUUUAGAAAUAUUAAGGAACAAAUAAAAGUCACUGAAAAACGAGAAAAGAAAUCAAAAGAAAGAGAUCGCAAAAUAAAGGAUUUUCAGGCAAAAAAAACUGAAAAAAAAAACUCUUGUGUUGAUGAAGAUUCUUCAAUGAAUGUAAAAAGCAAAACAAACAAAAAUAUUGUUGAAGAAAGUGAGAAACAUAAAGAAAUUUUGAAAAAUACAUUAGAGGAUACUGUGCAUAAUAAAAAGAGGAAUUUAAAAAAAAAGAAGGUCAAAAAGAAAAUUGUUACCCUCCCUUCACCUCCCCCUUCACCUCCCCCUUCACCUCCCCCUCCACCUCCCCCUUCACCUCCAUGUGAAGUGAGCAAUGAUAAUAAAAACGAAAAAAAUUGCAAGAAAGUGACAAAUAAAAAAAAGGAAAACUUAAUAAAUAAAAAUGAUAUUUCAAAUACAAACUAUACAAACUUUCAAAGUAGUCAAAUCAUAAAUAGUUCUGAUGGCUUGAAACAUUCUGGAAAAACUAAAAAAUUUUCUAAAAAAGUUUACUACAAUGAAAAUGAUAGUUGCAGUAGUAUUGAUCAUAUAAAUGGACCUAAUUUAAAUGAAGUUCCAAUUUUACAAUCUAAUAAAAGUUAUAAUAAACUAAAUUUAGACUCUGUUAUUGCCAAAGAAAAAACUGCAAUUGAUACAAUUAAUGGUUCUCGAGUGCAUCUUUUUCUUGCUCGAUCUUCCAAUGAGUCUUUAGGAAACUCAUCUUAUGUUGAAUGCAAGAAAAAAACAAAAAAAAGUGAAAUAGACACUAAUAGACAAGUAAAAAAAAAGAAAAAAAAAAACAGAACUGCCCCAAUCGCUUGCAGUAGUCCAAAUGAGGUUCAGGAUUGUCCAGAUUUAUUUGAAUUAAAACAAAAUGGUCAUGCAUUUAAGUUAGAACCAAUCAAGCAGAAAGGAAAAAUACCAAGUUUCCAGAAUGAUAGUGCAAGUAUUCCUUCUUGGGCACGUCCUCGUCCAAAUUGUGAAGAACAAGAGGCUAUCACGUGAAAUUUAAACAGGAAGUUUAUUUCUCUGGUUCGGAAAAUAUGUUUCAAACUAAAUGUAAUCUAGAUUUGUUAGAUUUAAUAUAAACAUAAUAUUCUGGCAUAGAGCUACAAGAUUUUAAAGUGAAAUUAUUGCCAGUUUACAAGAAUUUGAAAACAGUAACGGUUUUAAAUGUGUAUUUCCUGUACACUCAAAAAUAUGUAAUAAAUUUUACAGUACACUCAAUCAUAUGUAAUAUAUUUUAUUUAAAUAAAUAAAUAACAAAUUCU